GGCGGUUGAAUGCGAAAGGCCAAGAGUUUAAAAGUAAUGUUUUUAUAGAUUUAUAGUUGAAAAUUUGCUCCGCCAUAUAAUGAAAUAGUGGGUUUAUGGUUUGCAACAGGAUUUUCAGUUACAUAUACACAGCUUAAUACUCAAAAAUGGAUAUACAUGUUGUGCUUAGAAUAGUAUGGUUAGCUUCAAUACUUAUUACUGUAUUGUGUGAAGAUCCUUUUUCAUGCCCGGCAGGAUGGGAGUUGAAAGCAUUAAACUGCUUCAAAUACUUUAGCGUAAAGCAUUCUUGGGAGAAAUCAACAGAGCUGUGCAAACGAUAUGGUGCGGAGCUUGCAACUAUUAAUUCUGUCGAGGAAAACGAGGCCACGAGGGAAAUUGCUCUUUUCGGUGAAUCUAGAGGGCGAACUGCCAACAUGUACUGGUUGGGGCUAGCAUCUUUAGAUGAUCUUCGGACCAACACUCUAGAAUCAACAUCUGGUGGCUUAGUCUCUCAAUACGCAGGUUUUUGGGCGCUAAGACAACCUAAUCCCAUUGCGGGUGAAUGUGUCGCUGCAACUAAUGCAAACAGCACGCAGUCAUGGCAACUGGAGUCAUGCGAAAAUCUUCUGCCGUUCAUGUGUGGACGGCCUGCUUGUCCUCGAAAUUCGAUCAGAUGCUCCAAUGGUGAAUGUAUUAACCAUGCGUUCAAAUGUGAUGGAAACGAUGACUGUGGUGAUGGUAGUGAUGAACUGGAUUGUCCAAAUGCAUGUCAGUUUCACAUGCAAUCAGGUGGUGAUAUCAUUGAAUCACCUAGUUUCCCACAGAAGUAUCCAGCAUUGAGUAGAUGUAAGUGGACGCUAGAAGGACCACAAGGUACUAAUAUUGUUUUACAAUUCCAAGAGUUUGACACAGAGAAAAAUUUUGAUAUCGUUCAAAUAUUGGUCGGUGGUCGAACUGAAGAUAAGGCUGUAUCUUUGGUGACACUGUCCGGUAAAAACGAUUUGAGCAGCAAACCGUUCAUCACUGCAUCGAACUUCAUGAUCAUCAAGUUUACCACGGAUGGAAGUGUAGAACGAAGAGGAUUUAGGGCAACCUGGAAAACAGAGCUCCAAACAUGCGGUGGAACCUUGCAGGCGUCUACCCAGGGUCAAAUACUGAACAGUCCAGGGUAUCCAAAGAGUUAUCCAGGUGGACUUGAAUGUCUCUAUCUAAUUAAAGCACAACAGGGAAGAGUAAUUUCAUUGGAAAUUCACGAUCUGAAUUUAAAUGACGAUAAGGAUAUUAUUCUUAUUCGCGAUGGGGACAACGCUCAUAGCAAACCAAUAGCGCGUCUAACGGGUGCUACCAUCAACGAUCGAAGCAAGGCUAUUAUUUCUACUAGUAAUAAUUUGUACGUAUUUUUCAAAACAGCAUUAGGUAACUCUAAGAAAGGUUUUAGUAUGAGGUACAUGCAAGGUUGUGCCGCAACUAUAAUUAGUUUGAAUGGUACUGUUAGUUCUCCGUCUUAUAACCUAAGCAAUUAUCCAAACAACCAGGAAUGCUAUUUCAAGAUAAAAAAUCCGAUAGGUGGUCCACUUUCGCUGCGUUUCAAACAUUUCAAUGUGCAUAAAAGCGACGAGGUUCAAAUAUUUGAUGGAUCGUCUACAUCUGGAUUGCGUCUUCAUCCAGGAGACGGGUUUAAAGGAAGCUCUGUUCCAAAAAUAACACUAACGGCCUCAUCAGGAAACAUUCUUAUAAAAUUUAUCACUGACGCAUUACACAGCGAUAAAGGAUGGUUGGUUGAGUUUUCUGCAGAUUGUCCAGAGCUGAAUCCAGGUAUCGGAGCUUUGGCGUCCAGUCGGGACACUGCGUUUGGAACAGAUAUCUCUUUCACGUGUCCAGUUGGUCAGGAAUUUGCCACUGGUAAACAUAAAAUAGUAACUACAUGUCAAAACGGUGGAACUUGGAGUGUCGACUAUAUCCCGAAGUGUCAAGAGGUGUACUGUGGACCAGUUCCUCAAAUUGAUAAUGGUUUUACAAUUGGUUCUACAAAUGUCACAUAUCGCGGUGUUGCAAUGUAUCAAUGCUAUGCCGGUUUUACAUUUGUAUCAAGCAACGUCAUCGAGAAGAUCUCAUGUUUAGCAGAUGGAAACUGGGAGCGUCAACCGUCAUGUCUUGCCUCACAAUGUCCAAUGUUAUCAGAAGUAUUACACGCCAACGUUACUAUUUUAAACGGAGGUGGAAGAAGCUAUGGCACAAUUGUUCAUUAUGAAUGCGAACCAGGUUAUCAGCGCACCGGUCAACCUGUUUUAAUCUGCAUGUCUAAUGGAACCUGGAGCAGUUCUCUUCCUAUGUGCAUUCGCGAGAGAUGCCACAGAUUUCCUGAGAUCGAGAAUGGUUAUUUUGUUGAUCGCACCCGGCAGUAUUAUUUCGGAGACGAAGCCCGUAUACAGUGCUACAAAGGUUAUAGACAAAUUGGAUCCAGCAUCGUAAAAUGUAACGCCAACAAAAACUUUGGAACACUACCAAAGUGCGAAGAUAUUAAUGAAUGUGCUGCAUCGCCUUGUGAUUUUGGAUCUACCGAUUGUGUGAAUACACCCGGAUCAUUCUAUUGUCAGUGCAAAGUCGGAUUUGCGCCAACAACAGAAUGCAGACCAGUCGGUGAUCUGGGACUAGCUACUGGAGGAAUAGCCGACAAUAGUAUAACUGUAUCCUCAACCGAACAUGGAUAUAAUACAACGAUGCUGAGAUUAAAUUCAGCCGGUUGGUGCGGCAAUUCGAUGGAUCCAGGUUCAAACUGGGUGAUGAUUGAUUUAAAAGCUCCAACUAUAAUUAGAGGGUUCCGAACUAUGUCGGUUCAGAGAUUUGAUGGUAGUUUAGCAUAUACGUCUGCUAUUCGUAUUCAGUAUACUAAUGAUAUUACUGAUGCUUUCAAAGAUUAUGCUAAUCCAGACGGAACAGCAGUAGAAUUUAGAAUUCUCGAACCAACACUAUCGAUCCUUAACUUACCAAUCCCUAUUGAAGCACGCUAUAUAACAUUUAGAAUACAAGAUUUCGUGGUUGCUCCCUGCCUAAAGUUGGAGGCAAUGGGAUGUACUCGUGUUGAUUGUAUUGAUAUUAAUGAAUGCGUAACCAAAAACGGUGGCUGUCGCCAAAAAUGUAACAAUUCACCCGGCUCCUACUCAUGUAGUUGUAAUACUGGAUAUGAACUAUUCACGAAAAAUGGCACAGCUGGGUUUUUUAUUGAAAACUCCGAAACAGGCGAACGAGAUGGUGAUGUUUAUCAGCGCAAUAAAACGUGUGUGCCACUAAUGUGUCCUCUUUUAAAAGCACCAGAGAACGGGAAAUUGUUGACCGAUAAGACUAAUCAUCACUUUGGGGAUAUCGUACAAUUUCAGUGCAAUUUCGGAUAUGUUAUGUCUGGAAGUACCACCAUACUUUGCAUGUCGACGGGAGAAUGGAACACUACCGUUCCGGAGUGCAUCUAUGCUAAAUGUGUUUCUUUGCCCGAUGAUAAAAAUGAAGGAUUAUCAGUGGUGCGACAAAACAAAGACAGUGUUCUUGUCCCUUUUCGAGAAAACGUAACACUAACUUGUAAUUCUGUGGGUCGAAAACUCAGAAACUCUGUCUCAGCUGGUUUCAGGCAAUGUGUGUAUGACCCUAAACCUGGUUAUCCUGAUUACUGGUUAUCUGGUUCUACUCCAUCUUGUCCACGUGUUGAUUGCGGAGAACCAAUACCGACACCAGGAGCAGAAUAUGGAAAAAAAAGAGAUACGAGACACCAGAGUUCAUUCUAUUUUGGCUGUCAAAAUACAUUCAAACUAGCAGGACAAAGCUCCAGGAACGAUAAUGUUGUUAGAUGCAUGGAGGACGCUAUCUGGGACUUUGGAGACUUGCGAUGCGAGGGUCCAGUUUGUGAAGACCCUGGUAGACCUGAUGAUGGAUAUCAAAUAACUAAAAGUUAUGAGCACGGAUCAGAAACUUUAUUUGGUUGCUCAAGACCUGGAUAUAUACUAAUAAAUCCUCGACCAAUAACAUGCAUUAGAGAACCGGAAUGUGAGGUUAUUAAGCCUUUGGGACUGUCGUCAGGACGAAUUCCCGACAGUGCCAUCAACGCUACCUCUGAGCGACCUAAUUACGAAGCCAAAAAUAUUCGUCUGAAUUCAGUAACUGGAUGGUGUGGUAGACAAGAAGCGUUCACCUAUGUGAGUGUCGAUUUGGGAGAAAUUAGUCGUAUCAAGGCGAUUCUAGUUAAAGGAGUAGUGACGAAUGAUAUUGUUGGAAGGCCCACAGAAAUUAGGUUUUUCUAUAAGCAAGCAGAUAAUGAAAAUUAUGUAGUAUACUUCCCUAAUUUCAAUUUAACGAUGCGAGAUCCCGGAAACUACGGAGAGUUGGCUAUGAUUACGCUACCAAAACAUGUUCAGGCGCGGUUUGUAAUUCUCGGCAUCGUGAGCUAUAUGGAUAAUGCAUGCCUUAAGUUUGAAUUGAUGGGAUGUUCAGAGCCAACAACAGAACCGAUAUUGGGAUACGAUUAUGGAUACUCACCCUGUGUAGAUAACGAACCGCCAGUGUUCCAAAAUUGCCCACAGCAGCCAAUCAUAGUGAAACGUGAUCCAAAUGGAGCCAUUAUUCCCGUCAAUUUUACAGAACCUGUUGCUAUCGAUAACUCUGGAUCCAUUGCUAGAUUGGAAAUAAGACCACCAAGUUUCAAAACACCGUCAUACCUGUUCCAAGACACAAUCGUUAAAUACGUUGCGUUUGACUACGACGGAAAUGUAGCCAUUUGUGAAAUAAAUAUUACCGUACCUGACAUCACCCCACCUUCCCUAAGUUGUCCACAAAGCUUUGUAAUUGAGUUGCUCGAUAAGCAAGAUAGUUAUCUAGUAAACUUCAACGAAACCUCAAAACGCACAAAAGUCUCGGAUAAUUCUGGUGAUGUAUCCAUAGAGUAUAUUCCGACAAGCGCGAUUAUUCCAAUAGGCGAGUUUCAGAAUGUAACCGUAGUUGCAACUGAUCGAUUCAAUAACAAAGCUACAUGCUAUUUUCAAGUGUCGGUGCAAGCUACACAGUGUGUUGAUUGGGACUUGCAACCUCCUACUCAUGGUGAAAUAAAAUGCAAAUCGGACGAUAAAGGAGUCGAGUGUGUUGCUACAUGUAAACCAGGCUUCCGAUUUACUGACGGGGAUCCCGUAAAGAAAUUUUCAUGCGAAACAAAGCGGCUAUGGAAACCAACAUCGAUAGUUCCAGACUGUGUAUCGGAAAAUACUCAACAGGCUGACUAUCAUGUAACUGCUACAACAAUUUAUAGAGCAAAUGGAGCUGUAUCGGAGUCAUGUUUACCACAGUAUCAAGAAUUGCUUAGCAAGUAUUAUUCAAAUUUGAACAAUAUUUUAUCACAACGUUGCUCGGCAGUAAAUGUUAAUAUGAACGUAUCAUUUAUCAAGUCGAUUCCAAAACUUUUGGAAGAGAACAGGUUACAGAUUGACUUUAUUCUUUCAAUCAUUCCUGCCAUUAAACAACCACAAUUAUACGAUUUAUGCGGCUCAACAUUGCAUCUGAUUUUUGAUCUAAGUGUUCCCUAUGCCAGUGCCGUGAUUGAACCCAUCUCAAAUGUAUCUGCCAUAGGCAAUCAAUGUCCUCCUCUAAGAGCACUGAAAAGUUCAAUAACACGUGGAUUCACGUGCUCUGCCGGUGAAGUACUUAAUAUGGAUACCAAUGAUGUACCCAGAUGUUUACACUGUUCAGCUGGUACAUAUGCUGGGGUGAACCAGAAAACAUGCACUCCUUGCUCUAAAGGGUACUUUCAAAACAGAGAGCGACAGGAGUCAUGUCAAAAAUGCCCCGCUGGAACGUACACCAAAGAGGAUGGAUCAAAGAGUAUAAAUGCUUGUAUACCAGUUUGUGGUUACGGAACCUACUCACCAACUGGGUUGGUUCCGUGCCUAGAGUGUCCUAUCAAUUCCUUCUCCAGUGAGCCUCCUACGGGCGGAUUCAAAGAUUGUCAAGUCUGCCCAAUCAACACGUUUUCAUUCCAACCAGCCACUCAAUCCAUAGAUCAAUGUCGAAAGAAAUGCCUACCUGGCCAAUACUCACCGACAGGACUUGAACCGUGCUCGCCAUGCCCAAAGAAUUUCUAUCAGAACCUGGAAGGUAUGUUGACUUGCAGCGAAUGUCCUACUGGAAUGAAAACAGAUGGAAUCGGCACAAUAGGGCGGGAGGAUUGUAGACCUGUCAUGUGCAACGAAAACUCCUGCCAACAUGGUGGAUUAUGUAUCCCAAUGGGUCAUGAAGUGCAGUGUUUCUGUCCUGCUGGAUUUUCUGGACGAAGGUGUGAGAUAGAUAUAGAUGAGUGCACUUCACAGCCUUGCUACAAUAGAGGUACAUGUCGGGAUUUACCCCAAGGUUACAAAUGUAUUUGUGCUCAAGGUUAUUCCGGAAAUAAUUGUCAAGAAGAAAUGAGUGAUUGCGUCAACAACACAUGUCCUUCACGGGCCAUGUGCAAAGACGAGCCUGGACACAACAACUAUACUUGUUUAUGCCGCAGUGGUUAUACUGGUGAUGAAUGCGAUAUAACAAUAAAUCCAUGCGCGGCAAAUGAUAAUCCGUGUCAAAAUGGUGCAACCUGUGUUGCACUUCAGCAAGGUCGUUUCAAAUGUGAAUGUCCACUCGGUUGGGAAGGUCAGCUAUGUGAAAUUAACACCGAUGACUGCACCGAGUUGCCUUGUCUUUUGGGAGCCAACUGCACUGAUCUGAUCAACGAUUUUAGUUGUUCUUGUCCUCCUGGGUUUACGGGCAAACGAUGUCAAGAGAAAAUCGACUUAUGUCUAUCUGAGCCCUGCAAUCACGGUAUAUGUGUAGACCGAUUCUUUUAUCACGAGUGUGUGUGCUUACCAGGUUGGACUGGAGAAUCUUGUGAUGUCAACAUUAAUGAUUGUAAUAGCGACCCAUGCCAACACAAUAGUGACUGUAUCGAUUUACCUUCUGGUUUUCAAUGCAAUUGUGAACCAGGAUAUACCGGGAAACUGUGUCAGCACUCUAUUGAUGAUUGUUCAAGCGAGCCAUGUCAAAACGGAGCGUCUUGCAGCGAUCAGCUGGAUGGCUUUCGAUGCAAGUGUAAACCAGGAUUUGUCGGUUCACAGUGUGAAACGGAGAUUGACGAGUGUCUCAGUAACCCGUGUAAUCCAACUGGAACCGAAGGUUGCAUCGAUAAAGAUAACACUUUUGUUUGUUUGUGUAGGGAUGGUUUCACUGGAGUUUUAUGUGAAACUGAUAUCGACGAUUGUGACGUAACGCCAUGUUUGAACGGAGGAACCUGUCGAGAUCAUAUUGGAGUAUAUGAAUGCGAAUGUCUACCAGGCUGGAGCGGUUACCAAUGUGAACAACUAGUCGUAACAUGCGAACCGAAACAUCCAUGUAAAAAUGACGCUCGAUGUAUUGAUCUUUUUGAGGAUUUCUUCUGCGUAUGCCCAAGUGGCACAGACGGAAAGCAGUGUGAGACGGCUCCAGAUAGAUGUAUUGGGAAUCCCUGUAUGAAUGGAGGCCAAUGUAAAGACUAUGGAUCUGGAUUGAAUUGUUCUUGCUCUACGGAUUACGAGGGGAUUGGUUGUCAGUACGAAUACGAUGCGUGCGAAGCGAAGGUUUGCAAAAAUGGUGCAACAUGCAUAGAUAAUGGGACAGGUUACAAAUGUGUAUGUCCAGCUGGUUUCACGGGUGAACACUGCGAUCAAGACAUUGUUGAUUGUAGAAACAAUUCGUGUCCACUAGGGGCAACAUGUAUUGAUCUUACAGAAGGAUUCCACUGUAAGUGUCCAUUUAAUUUGACUGGAGAAGACUGCCGAAAAAGUGUUCAAGUGGAUUAUGAUUUGUACUUUAGUGAUCCUACGCGAUCCUCGGCAGCACAAGUUGUGCCAUUCUAUACUGAGUCUCCAAAUAGCUUCACACUUGCUCUGUGGGUACAGUUUGCUCAAAAGGAUGAUACAGGAAUAUUUGCAACACUUUACGCUGUUAAUUCCCUACAUGGCCUUAUGGAUAGACGCGUUAUUAUACAAGCCCAUUCAAGUGGUAUUCAAGUGUCAUUGUUCCCAGAUGUACCAGAUGCAUUCUUAGCAUUUAGAGAAUACACCACCAUAAACGAUGGCCAAUGGCAUCAUGUAGCAGUUGUGUGGGAUGGUACAUUUGGUCAGUUGCAACUAAUCACAGAAGGAUUAAUCGCAGGUCGAGCCGAAUACGGCGCCGGAAGGACUUUUCCCGCAUACGCUUGGGCCGUGCUUGGGAGUCCGGCAGCAAGAGCAAAUAUCAGUAACGCUGAUAUUUACAAUGAUGUUGGUUUCCAAGGUAGCAUAACAAAAGUACAAAUGUGGAGCAGAGCACUGGAUGUUACAUCAGAAAUUCAGAAACAAGUCAGAGAUUGCAGAAGUGAACCUGUCCUGUAUCGAAAUCUUAUACUAAAUUGGGCUGGAUACGAGGACAGCACUGGUGGAGUAGAACGUUCAGUCCCUUCUGCAUGUGGCAAAAAAAAAUGCAUAUCUGUGUACUCGGAAUCUCAAUGCAAACAAUUAGGAGACGACAGAGAAUCACCAAAAGUUGAACAUUGCCCAGACGAUUUGUGGAUCACAGCUAAAAACGGGUCGGCUGUUGUUAACUGGGAUGAGCCUCAUUUCAGCGAUAAUGUGGGUAUCACUAAAAUUAUUGAACGAAACGGAAGACGCUCUGGGCAAAGUUAUUUGUGGGGCACCUAUGAUAUUACUUAUAUAGCUUUCGAUGCUGCUGGAAAUGCUGCCAGUUGUUCCUUCAAAAUUACGUUAACUUCAGAGUUUUGCCCACCAUUAUUAGAUCCUAUUGGAGGAUCACAAAAUUGCAAAGACUGGGGCGCAGGUGGACUAUUCAAAGUGUGUACCAUUUCAUGUAAUCCAGGCAUGAAAUUUUCAGAAACAGUACCAGAGUUCUACACAUGUGGAGUGGAGGGAUACUGGAGACCAACUGAGAAUCACUCAACCACUCUUGUAUAUCCGGCGUGUUCACAAGCCCGAGCAGCCCAACGUAUUAUUCGAAUAGGAAUGUUGUUUCCAUCAGACGUACUCUGUAACGAGGCAGGACAAGGUGUUCUACGACAGAAAGUAAAAAAUGCAGUAAAUUCUUUAAAUAGAGAAUGGAACUUCUGCAGUUACUCCACUGAAGGAUCUCGUGAAUGCAAAGAAUUAAAUAUCAAUGUGAAGUGUGAGCACUACCAUAAUGAUAAUAACAUUAUGAAACGGCAGAUUUCCAAACGAGAUAUUAGCUCAUAUGUCGUUGGCGCUGAAAUACCCAUCAAAAGCGACCCUGUGCUACACUCUUUGAGCGGCGAAAGAUCGGAUAUACGUUCUUUACUAGAGAAGCUAAUUUUGGAGGAUGAUGAGUUUGAUGUUCAAGAUAUACUUCCAAAUACGUUUGCUGAUCCAGCGUCAUUGAUCCUUUCGUCUGACUACACUUGUCCGAUCGGACAGGUGGUUGUAGCUUCCGAUUGUGUACCAUGUGCAGUAGGCAUGUACUUCAAUACGACAAGUAAAACCUGCGUUUCAUGUCCUAAAGGAUCAUAUCAGUCUGAAGUUGGACAACUUCAAUGUAAGAGCUGUCCAAAUAUCGCUGGUCGCUCUGGUGUAACAUCAAUAAAUGGAGCCCGAUCCGCUGCUGAAUGCAAGGAACGAUGUCCAGCUGGAAAGUAUUUGGAUGUAGAAACGGGACUUUGUCAGCCAUGCGGAUAUGGAUUCUAUCAAUCAAAUGAAGGAUCCUUUUUCUGUGAUAUUUGUGGGCUAGGACAAACAACAAGAAUUGAGGAGGCCAGAUCUAAAUCCGAGUGUCGCGAUGAAUGCAAAUCUGGUAUGCAAUUAGGAGUAGACGGUAAAUGUGAAGGCUGUCCUCGUGGAACAUACAGAACUCAGGGCGUGCAUCCGGCAUGUACGACUUGCCCCGCUGGAAGAACAACACCAAGAGUUGGAGCAUCAAGUAUUGAAGAAUGUUCCCUACCGAUUUGCGCACCAGGCACUUACCUCAACGGAACUAUAAAUGUUUGCGUAGAAUGCGGUAAAGGAUUUUAUCAGCCAGAACAGCAGCAAACAUUCUGCAUACAAUGUCCACCAAACCACAGUACAAAGACAAACGCAGCGACUAGUAAAGAGGAAUGUAUGAAUCCUUGUGCAAACGUACAAGCAGACCAGCAGCAUUGUGACCCCAAUGCAUUCUGCAUCCUAAUGCCAGAUUCUUUCGACUUCAAAUGUGAGUGCAGAGCAGGAUUCAAUGGCACGGGAAUGCAAUGUACAGAUGUGUGUGACGCAUUUUGCGAAAAUGCCGGUCAAUGUGUGAAAGACAUAAAGGGCAUUCCAUCCUGUAGAUGUAAAGGAUCCUUUACUGGCGUCAAGUGCACCGAACGAUCCGAGUUUGCUUACAUUGCGGGUGGCAUUGCUGCUACAGUGAUUUUUAUAAUACUGAUCGUAUUGUUAAUUUGGAUGAUCUGUGCUAGAGCGAAUAAACGACGUGAUCCCAAAAAGAUAUUAUCGCCAGCUGCAGAUCAAACUGGAUCACAAAUCAACUUCUACUAUGGAGCCCACACCCCAUAUGCAGAGAGUAUAGCUCCCUCUCACCACAGCACUUAUGCCCACUAUUACGAUGACGAGGAAGAUGGAUGGGAAAUGCCAAAUUUUUACAACGAUAGCUACAUAAAGGAAGGCUUACAUGGUACAACCGGAAAAUUGAACUCAUUAGCACGAUCUAACGCUUCUUUGUACGGCACAAAAGAAGACCUGUAUGACAGAUUGAAAAGACACGCCUAUACAGGUAAAAAAGAAAAAAGCGACAGCGACAGCGAAGGAAACUAGCACACUAUCCAGAGUUUUAAAUUCAUUGAGAAAACACUUAGACAAUGGUUGCCACUAAUUCAAUACUCAAUCAUUCAAUGUAGUAUUCAGGGUAAUAUAAUAUAUAUUGUCAGGUUACAUUAACUAAAACUAUGGUUAAAAAUUCUUUGCAACAAAUACAACGAAUAAAAAUUACCUAAUUGUGAAGACUUGUUCGAACAUUGUAUGAAGGCCCUUUGUUAUGUUUGAGGCACUAUAUUUUAACUGA
Messenger RNA from Topomyia yanbarensis, 11055 nucleotides. RefSeq lists its product as uncharacterized. Lineage: Eukaryota; Metazoa; Arthropoda; Insecta; Diptera; Culicidae. The transcript has 22 exons. Gene Ontology annotation, molecular function: Notch binding; calcium ion binding. Gene Ontology annotation, biological process: Notch signaling pathway. The record is from RefSeq and is a predicted model, not a curated record. The coding region runs from base 147 to 10808 and encodes 3553 amino acids.